AAUAUCACUAUUAUAUUCCCCCCUCCUCCCCUUUCUUUCUAUUGAGCAAACCUAAUACAAAGAAGCAUUCUUGCAUUUGUGGUUUUUCUUCUUUUGCUUCAAUUUACUGCACAUUCUGAUAAAACUCCCAGUCUUAACACACACUCACACAGUACUCACUCUUCAUCAUCCUCUUUCCCCCUUACCCAUCCCUCUGCAAACCAGUAAGCUAUAGCCUAUCAGCUUUUGAGAAAAACCCCACUUCUUUUUUUUCCUCUUUUUCCCAUUAGUUCAAUCAGUAUAUAUAAAUUGAGGGAUUGGGAGUUUUUUCUUUCUUUCCCAAUUUGGAAAAAAAAGAAAAAAUGGAUAUUCAUGAACUGAUGAAAUCUUCUCCAUCUGAAGACCAGAUGGACAUGAUGCUUAUGAUGCAGAUGGACAAGCUGUCUGAACUCACCGGCUCUUUCGCCGACAUACAUGAGUUGCCCAUGUUCGAUUUCACCAACGUUACUAAUAAUGCCUCCUCCUCCUCCUCCGCUGCCGCCGCCGCCACCGGUUUCGGAGAUAAUCCUUCUUCCUCUUCCCCGCCGUUCAUCAACUUCCCAUCAAACGCUUCCUUCUCGAAUUCCGGUUUUCAAGACCCUUCUGGGUUGCCCUUUCCGGGAGGGAGUAGUAAUUCCGCAAGGUGGAGAAGCGGCGGGGAUGUGGCGGCGGCUGGCGGCGGAGGGGCAUUUGUGUCGGAAUCCCAGAAGCGGAGUUCGGUGGCGGCGAUGAGGGAAAUGAUAUUCAGGAUUGCGGCAAUGCAGCCGAUUCACAUUGAUCCCGAAUCCGUGAAGCCGCCGAAGAGGAGGAACGUGAAGAUAUCGAAAGAUCCUCAGAGCGUGGCGGCGCGGCACCGGAGGGAAAGGAUAAGCGAACGGAUUCGGAUCCUCCAGAGACUGGUUCCCGGCGGGACUAAAAUGGACACAGCUUCCAUGCUCGACGAAGCCAUUCAUUACGUGAAAUUCUUGAAGAAUCAAGUUCAGUCCCUCGAACGGGCCGCCGCCAACCGGCCUGCCGGGAUUGGUUUUCCGGUGCCGAUGUCGAGCGGUAACGGUAGCUACUUACCGGCCAUGCCAACGAAAGGGACACCGUUUCAUCAUCAUAAUGUCCAGCAAUAUGCAGAUGCUUAAUUUAACUUAAUGUUUUUGCUAAUAACUUCCUUAGUGUAUAAUUUUUCAUGUGGGUUUUUUUUUUUUCCUUAGUAAUUUGGGAAUUGGAGAAUUAUGGGGUUGUAAAGAUUAAAUUAAAAGAGAUGAAGAAGAAAGAAGGAAGGGAGAAGAAAGAGGUUACUGAGUUAAUUUAGUUUUAUUUAUUAAUGUGAUGCGGCAAUUCGAUUGAGUCGAAUGAGCUUACAAUUUGCCCAUGCAUGAUUAUGAUGGUGUACUAUUUACUGAAAAACAUGAAUAUUAAUAAAAUUAAUCCUCCCAAAUUAAUGGUAUAUAAAAUGCCAUUUGUUGUUGUUUUUUUUAAAAAAACUCUGAUUCUCU
Molecule: messenger RNA, 1505 nt
Organism: Oldenlandia corymbosa var. corymbosa
Lineage: Eukaryota; Viridiplantae; Streptophyta; Magnoliopsida; Gentianales; Rubiaceae
Source: the annotation of a GenBank genome assembly